Molecule: messenger RNA, 3350 nt
Organism: Sinocyclocheilus grahami
Lineage: Eukaryota; Metazoa; Chordata; Actinopteri; Cypriniformes; Cyprinidae
Product: DNA helicase MCM9-like
Exons: 12
Coding region: 195-3263 (1022 amino acids)
Biological process (GO): double-strand break repair via homologous recombination
Cellular component (GO): nucleus; MCM complex
Molecular function (GO): single-stranded DNA helicase activity; ATP hydrolysis activity; single-stranded DNA binding
Source: RefSeq, a predicted model, not a curated record
UUAUCUUUUGGUAGAAUUCAAAGUUUGUUUACACGUGCUCCCCUACAGUGCAGAAAGAUUAGGAAUAAAGCGCCAAAUCUGAAAACACGGACAGGAAGAAACACCCGUAUGUGAAUGUUGUUAGUGUAGGCUAUAUAACUACUGCUCAUCCAUCCAGAAUACUUCAUGUCUAAGUGGUCUGGUUCAGUCUUCAGAUGAACGUGAUGCUCAGUCAGGAUCAGGUGUCUUUCAUAGGACUGGCGUUUGAGACUUAUGUGAUGGAGCACCACAAGAAUGACAUCCUACAGAUCUUCCAGGAGGCCAGUGAAGAUGCUCACUAUCCUGUUGUAGUGAAUGCCAUGACCUUAUUCGAGGACAAUAUGGAGGUUGGAGAGUGUUUCAAUGCAUUCCCCAGCCAGGUGCUGCCUGUGUUUGACAAUGCCCUGCACAGAGUAGCCCAGACCAUAUCUCGGUCUUCUUCCUCACCACAGGAGAGAUUCAAACUCAAACACAAUCUGCAUGUUCGUAUAUCAGGUUUACCUAUGUGUCCCGAGCUGACCAGAGAUCACAUUCCUAAAGCUAGAGACGUGGGCCACUUCCUGUCCGUCACGGGCACGGUCAUCCGCACCAGUGUGACUAAAGUGCUGGAGUAUGAGAAAGACUACAUGUGCAAUAAAUGCAGGCACGUGUUCUCCGUGCAGGCCUCUUUUGAGCAGUUUUACACCUUCACUCCACCCACCAGCUGCCCCAAUGAGGAGGGAUGUAAUUGUUUCAAAUUCACCUGCCUGUCAGGAAGUGACGCCCCUCCGGCCGCCUGCAAGGACUACCAGGAGAUCAAAAUCCAAGAGCAGGUACAGAAACUGUCAGUGGGCAGUAUCCCUCGAUCUAUGCUCAUCAUCCUGGAGGACGAUCUUGUGGACAGCUGCAAAUCAGGCAGGAAUGAGAUCUUGAUGAGCCUUUGCCCUCAGGUGUUCGGCAUGUACGUUGUCAAGCUGGCUGUUGCUAUGGUUUUGGCAGGUGGGGUACAGAGAAUAGAUGUGUCUGGAACCAAGGUGAGAGGAGAGUCUCAUCUGUUGCUCGUGGGCGAUCCAGGCACUGGGAAGUCACAGUUUCUGAAGUACGCGGCUAAGAUUACACCACGCUCUGUGCUUACUGCAGGAAUCGGAUCUACUAAUGCAGGUCUGACAGUGGCGGCUGUUAAGGACUCUGGACAGUGGCAUCUGGAAGCAGGAGCCCUCGUUCUCUCUGAUGGAGGUCUGUGCUGCAUUGAUGAAUUCAACAGCAUCAAAGAACAUGACCGCACCAGCAUCCACGAGGCCAUGGAGCAACAAACCAUCAGCGUGGCCAAAGCCGGAAUGGUGUGCAAACUGGACACAAGGACCACCAUCCUGGCAGCUACAAACCCAAAGGGGCAGUAUGACCCUAAUGUCUCAGUUUCUGUGAACGUGGCCCUCGCCAGCCCCCUCCUGAGCCGCUUUGACCUCGUACUGGUUCUGCUAGAUACUAAAAACCCAGAAUGGGACAAAAUAAUCUCCUCCUUUAUCCUGCAGAAUAAAGGAGCGCCGAGUGAGUCUUCAUGUUUAUGGAGUAUGGAGAAGAUGAGGGCCUAUUUCUGCCUGAUCAAGACUCUUAAGCCUUGUAUAACACAGGAAGCAAACACCAUCCUGAGCCGCUACUAUCAGCUUCAGAGACAGAGCGACAGCCGUAACGCCUCCCGUACAACCAUCCGUAUGCUGGAGAGUCUCAGCCGCCUCGCCGAGGCUCAUGCCAGGCUGAUGUUCAGAGAGACAGUGACAGUAGAGGACGCUGUUGUUGUGGUGUCUGUUAUGGAGUGCUCCAUGCAGGGAGGCGCUCUACUUGGAAAUGUGAAUGCUCUACACACCUCUUUCCCUGACGACCCCUGUGAACAGUAUAAAACACAGUGUGAGAUUGUGCUUGAGAGGCUGGGAUUGACUGAUAUCCUACAGAAAGAACUUCAAAGACUUUCAAGGCUAAAUAGCCGAAGACCGGACUCCCCUAAAGGGACCGAACCACGUAGUAACCACACCAGCGAGUGUCCAACUGGUCAGAAUCACAGUAAUGGUGAAGUGACCACUGAUUCAGACCCCAGCCUGUACUGGUUCCACUCCUUAUCCAGCUCUGUCGUUCACACCUCCCCCAUCGUUACCUCCACACAGAAUGCCACCACCACACUGGGCGGCACGGCGGUGUUACCUAGCAACAGCCAUUCCAUACGCCGCAAGGGUUCUGCGUGGGAGAAGGAGGUGGAUCCAUCCGUGGUUGAGGCCGUUGUGGAAAAGGGCUCCAAAAAGCUCAGAGCCAAACGGUUGAAAGAGAUGAAAGCAUCCCUCCUGCUGAGCGAGGAACAAGUUUUAGGAGAGACAGGCGACGAUUUAGAGGAGAUAUUCUCCCACAGUACACCCAAAACGGGGAAGAAACCCUCAAAAAGAAAAAACACAACCAUUAGUCCUGACAUCAGAGCCGAGAGCGAGGAUUUACGCAGCAAACUCACAAACUUCACAUUCAAGCCCAGAGAGAGAAUGAUUCAUGCCGAUCAGUCGGUUGCGAAAGCGAGUGCUAAAGUGGCGGUGCAUGAGGGAGCGAAUUCUACCGCACCUCAGAUGCCAGAAACACGGCCCGAAAGUGGGAAUCGGUCAAGCUCACGUCGUCCAGCAGAGGGCAGCAGAGCUAAUGAGAAACCCCGGCUAGGAACUAACAAUAAAACCAAAGACUUUUCCUCUCUGGUCUUGAAUGAUGUGAGCACAGCUCAGAAAGGGAUGUCUGAGGACACUGAACAUCAACAACAGCUGCUGUCCAGACUCAACAGCCACUCUCCAGGUGAGAAUAAUGGCAACACUAAUAAACACCCACAAUCCCCACCAAGGACAGACCACCCAAAUGUGAAGGUGGCCAGUUCAACUCUGGCUAAACUUUCUAGAUUCUCUUUUACGGCCUCAUCUGAGGAAAACACUGGUGAUAAAACAGUCCCAGCUACAAACGGCAGUACAAACAAAGUGCCAGCAAACCCGGUUUCUGAAGACCAGGAGAACACAAGCACACAGACCAGGAAAAAUAUAACCACAGAUGCGAAGGCCACCACAAUGCAGACGGGCAACAUGAGGACAAAGCCCUCCGACAGACAGGAAGAAGCCGGAGAGAACACUACAAAGAAGAGGAGAUGUUUUGAGUUGGGCUCCGGAGGCCCCGCAGGACUCCUCAAAGGUUUUUCACUGUUCAGCUCAUCUGUCAUAGACGAUGAAGAUCUAGAUGCUGACUGGAUCUGAUGCAACAGGAGACGUUUGUCAUGUGUAUUAGCAGUAUAUGUAUUUUUUGUGUUUAUUUGUUCAUUUAAAUGCAGUGUGAUGUGUUUU